Molecule: messenger RNA, 1653 nt
Organism: Pichia kudriavzevii
Lineage: Eukaryota; Fungi; Ascomycota; Pichiomycetes; Pichiales; Pichiaceae
Exons: 1
Coding region: 1-1653 (550 amino acids)
Source: RefSeq, a predicted model, not a curated record
AUGUCAAACAAUGAAUCGUUGAUUCCAAAGCUUUGGAAAACGCCCAACUCUUCGCCAUCAAGGUCAUCCUCGCAGUCAAAACGUGCGUCCGGAUCGCCAACUUCUCCCUCCCGAAUACCGAUUCUGCCAUCGUAUAAACAGAGAAACAAUGGUGGCAACAUGGCCGUCUAUAGAAACAGAAAUAAAAACACGUCUGUUGAUGAUCAUCUCUCGCUGAUCCAGUCCCACUUGAGUACCGAAGUGGCUGCUGAGCGGGCAUCAAUUGCCAUGGCCAACAAACAGAUUGACCAGCAGCUGGAUUUAAAACGUAAACAUGAGCGCCAUUUGAAGCUAUUACAAAGGGAGUUAAAUAAUGUGAAUGCAAGAUUACAAGAGUAUCAGCUAGGUAUACCGAUUAAGGAAUCGGAGUUGAAGAGUGAAACAGUGAAUGUCGAAAACCAGAUAGACGAGUUGGAAUCCCAAUAUGAACUAAAGAAGAUGGAAAUUACAAAGAAAUUCAUACAUGAUGAGGAGAGAUUUGUAAAAGAUUUGGAUGCCUUAGUGGAAGAUGCCCAAACUGAAGAUUCUCAGGCACGAGAUAUGAAGCUUGCAAAGCUGGAAUUGUUGAAUGAGGAGAAGAAGUCUUUAAUGGAAAAGAUUGGUUUGGCCAAGGGAGCAUUUGCGGAGGAACUGCAAAGUCUCAAGGAGAAAUAUAAAGAUGAGGAGGAUAAACAACGGGCUAAGUUGGGAAAUUUAAAAGAAACGGUCCUUUCAGAGCGCAAGAAAUUACAGAAACAAUACGAUUCUCUAAAGCGUGAAUAUGACGAUUUAAAGGAGAAGGAUAUCUCAACAGACGGAGAAAUCCUUCGUUGCAAAUCAAAUAUAGAAGCAACGGAAAAGUCCAUUCAAGAGCUAAAAUAUAGGUUACUUGAUCUCCGUACGCUAAUUGACCAUCUUCAGUCUGAUCUGGAGACUGCUUCUAGUUUGUGUACCGAGUUUGAGAACGGCGAAUUCCAGUCGACUAAACGUGAGUGGGAGGAAGCCAAUGAUUGUUUGCAACUAGAACGCUACAAGAGGCUAAAGCUAGAAAUCCAAAUUAGAAAUGUAAGUGGAAUACCAAGCAUUCUAAUCAUGGAAUCUAAGCUUAACCAAUCUUUCAAACAAUCUAAAUUAAGGGAAUUUCUCAAACCUGAUAAUUAUGACUGGAAACUGGAAGUACUCACCAACAUGGAAAACUCUUUGAAUGGAAUAUCACAGUCUCUAAUAAUAUGUAACGAAUCGGACACUAAAUUGGCAGAAAUGGCUCAACAGGUUCAAUCACACUUACAAAAAACGGUUGCAAAUAAUGACCGAUUCAAAACUUCUCAAGUUUCAAUCGAAAUCCCUCUAUUGUCUGACUUGAGGAAGACAUAUCCUCAAAUACCAGAUAUACCGACCUCCUACGCAGCAAUAUUGUUGGAUAACCAUAACCCCAUAACAGGGGCAUCUAGAUGCUCUUUAAUAUUUAUGGUGCAUAUUUCAAAAUCAAUUCAACUUUCAGAAUUACCAUUAUUCACAAUAACUCAAACAAAUCUAUGUGCUACAAAUGUUACAGAUUCUUGGGAACCAGAAUUGAUUCGAAUUACUGGUAUACCACCAGUAACCUCAAGGAAAGCUUACGAGUUUCUGAAUUAA